Podospora anserina S mat+ is the source of this 1299-nucleotide messenger RNA. RefSeq lists its product as uncharacterized. Lineage: Eukaryota; Fungi; Ascomycota; Sordariomycetes; Sordariales; Podosporaceae. Bases 1 to 1299 code for a protein of 432 amino acids. The record is from RefSeq and is a predicted model, not a curated record. Gene Ontology annotation, biological process: secondary metabolite biosynthetic process. The transcript has 2 exons. Gene Ontology annotation, molecular function: FAD binding.
AUGGAAUCCCAACCUCCACGCAUCCGCGUCGCCAUAUCGGGAGGGGGCCUAGCAGGUGCUUCACUCAUCCAAGCUCUCCUCAAACAUCCACAGUUGGACGCGCAUAUCUUUGAAUCGGCCCCAAUGUUCAAAGAAGCUGGGAUGGCCAUAGGAGUUACCCGCAACGCACUCACAGCACUCGAUCUCCUCGGUUCAGCCGCCGUCAAAGCCCUCGAGAAUGCUAGAGCAGUGCCCAUGCGCGGGGUCCGGUUCCUCCUUGCCCAGGGGGACAAACCGGGGACUGUGUUGGAUGAAGUCGACUACGACAGUUCGGGGAACAAACGUCUUACAAGUAUUGUUCACCGGGCCGAUUUUCUCCGCGAACUACUGAGCAGCGUUCCGCAAGACCGAAUGCAUCCGUCCAAAAAGCUCAGCAACAUCACCACUGACGCGGAUAGCGAUGAGGUCACAAUGCACUUUACAGAUGGGACAGUUCACAAGACCGACAUUUUGAUAGGUGCGGACGGCAUUCACAGCACAGUCCGUAAAUUCAUACUCGGUGAAGACGACCCAGCUUCUGCACCUCGAAACACUGGUGUUUGGACCGCCAUGACUCUGCAACCGUAUGCUCAAGCGCGGGCAAAUAUCGGGACGGAGGCGGUCGAUUUGGACAGUCCAUUUGAACAUUCAUGGAUAGGCAAGGGGUCAUUUGUGAUGCACAACUUGCUCAGCAAAGGACAACUGGUCCAGUUCGUCAUUGCCGCCAGAGAUAGAACUGAAGGAAAAGCUGAUGAGUGGCACCGUCUGGUGAGCUCGGAAGAAAUCAAGAGUGCAGUUCAAGGAUGGCCUGACCAUUUGGUCAAGGCAAUUGAUGCCCUGCUCUGUGCCCAACCCACACAACCAGCCAUGUAUCUCUGGGACCAUGCUCCAGCGCGCCGUUAUGUCUCUGGGCCGGUUUGCAUCAUGGGCGAUGCCGCGCAUGCUACUACUCCGUGGCAGGGAUCGGGAGGUGGAAUGUCCCUCGAGGACAGCAUGAUAUUGUCGUCUCUUCUUGGUGAAGUCAAGACAGCGGCUGAGGCGAAAGUCGCACUGGGGGUGUAUGAUCAUGUUAGGCGUGCCAGGACGCAACGCAUCGUCCAGUCCAGUCGCGAAACAGGAGAGAUUCUGCUUGGUGGCGACGCGGUUGACGCAUAUUUGCGGGAGCCAGGUUCAUUUCUUCAUAGGUGGGAGUUUAUAUUGGACCUGGACGUUGAGCGGCACCGCGAUGAUGCCCUGCGCGAAUUGCACGCAGCCUUGAACGAAGCUCAUCAAACUUCAUGA